UUCUUUACUAAGACAUUCAGUGUCUGUGUUUGUAUUUCGGUAUUGUUUCGUCCUAAAACUCAUCCAGGACCUCACUCGAACGUCAUAAUGGCUGAAGAUUUUGACAACUCUUUGCUCAGUUAUGAGAAGCUGGACAGAGCAUCGCCCGACCUUUGGCCUGAGCAGCUGCCCGGAGUUGUUGAAUUUGCUGCGUCUUGUAAAAAUCCCAUCACAAAUUCACCACCCAAGUGGAUGGCUGAGCUCGAGAUCGAAGACAUCGAGAUGUUAAAAGAGUUGGGUAGUUUGACAACAGCCAAUCUCAUGGAGAAAGUCAAAGGCCUUCAGAACCUCGGUUACCAGUUGGGCUUAGAAGAAUCUAGGGAAAUGACGAGAGGCAAGUUCCUGAACAUCUUGGAGAGGCCGAAGAAAUGACAUCAAAUAUUUUUUAAUAGCUGAAUCCAACUAACUGAUUAACUAUUACCCCAAAAUAUUUUUUAAAAGUACUAAGGAAAAAAAAUGUUUUAAAUGUAGAAAACCAGUCGUAUCAAAAGAUGAAUUGCAGAAAAGCUUUCUCCGGCUGCAGUCCGAGAUCCUGUUGUCCUCUCAUAUUCGAUUUUUAUUGACUUAAGUUCCUGUCUGCUUAGGUUCAAUCCUUCUUUAUUUAUAUGUAUUUCCAUUUUAUCGAUGCAUUAAAUGUUUCUGCUUGUUUUUGGGAAA
Messenger RNA from Hippocampus comes (tiger tail seahorse), 696 nucleotides. It is a transcript of the gene lin52, whose product is annotated as lin-52 DREAM MuvB core complex component. The transcript has 6 exons. Gene Ontology annotation, biological process: regulation of DNA-templated transcription. NCBI's taxonomy places the organism in Eukaryota, Metazoa, Chordata, Actinopteri, Syngnathiformes, Syngnathidae. The coding region runs from base 88 to 411 and encodes 107 amino acids. The record is from RefSeq and is a predicted model, not a curated record. Gene Ontology annotation, cellular component: DRM complex.